Molecule: messenger RNA, 1528 nt
Organism: Bufo gargarizans (Asiatic toad)
Lineage: Eukaryota; Metazoa; Chordata; Amphibia; Anura; Bufonidae
Product: histidine-rich glycoprotein-like
Exons: 7
Coding region: 75-1418 (447 amino acids)
Biological process (GO): negative regulation of endopeptidase activity
Cellular component (GO): extracellular region
Molecular function (GO): cysteine-type endopeptidase inhibitor activity
Source: RefSeq, a predicted model, not a curated record
GUACAGUUACCAUAGUGAAUUGAGCAGACACUUGAGCAGGCUAAGUCUUGCUCUUACUCCUUCUUCCAGGAAGGAUGAAGGUCGCUGCAUUAUUGCUGCUUUCCGCCCAGGUGUUCUUAGCUGCUGCUGUACCAUCUCCAGCCGCCGAAGAACCCGUGUUAGCGUCCAUUCCUUGUAAUGACCGUGGAGUAGAAGCUGCUGCUGAUUUGUCUCUGCGUCAGCUAAAUGCCAACCGAAGAAGCGGGUUUGUGUUUGGGCUUAAAAGAAUUUCCGAUGUUCAAGAACAGUUCGAUGAGGAGAAUGGAUCUGUAUUUUAUCUGACAUUGGACGUUUUGGAAACUGACUGUCAUGUACUGAGUCGGCGACUGUGGACAAGUUGCGAGGCCAAGCCCCGUCAUGAAGCAGUUUUUGGACAGUGCAAAGUGAUAUUUCAGUUGAAUAAACCAAAAAGAAUUGCCAAACUCCACAGCUAUGACUGCACACUGAGUCCAGCUGCUCGUCUGGAGUUUGGUUGCGGAGGCUGCCAUUUUUCCAUACCGUUGAAUAAUAGUAAUGUUCAAGAGGUUGCACAAAAGAGUCUGGAGAAGUUUAACAAGGAGAGUAACAACAACAAAUACUUUGCUCUUGGAAACAUAACAAAAGGAGCUAGACAGGUAGUUGCAGGAACAGCUUACCAUGUGGAAUUUACAAUUCUUGAGUCUACUUGUAACAAAUCAGCUGAAGAUUUUUCCCUGUGUAACCCCCUGGACUGUGAAUUUGCACAUACUGGCUACUGUAAGAGUAUGGCUGUAGCACACUGGAGCACUCCAGAUGAAAAGAAUGUGCUAAAAGUGACCUGUGAAAUAUUUGAACCAGAGGCGGCUGUUGUGGAACAGCAGAAACAUAAUGAAGGCCAUGGUGCAGAUCAACCGAGUAAAGACAAACAAGAUCAUGGAAAGAAAGGAGACAGGGGAAGAGGAAAAAAACAUGGCCACAGACAUGGACAUGGGCACACUAAGCAUGGGGACAAACAUGGACAUAAACAUGACCACAAACAUGAUCAUGACCAUAACAGUGAAAGUCACGAGCAUGAGCAUGAGCAUGAUCAUGAGCAUCUACACAAUUAUGAGCAUCAUCAUGGCCAGCCACAAAGGCCUCAUGGUCCUCCAUCAGAUCCAUCUAAACCAGUUGGGACAAUUACAUAUCUUUCUGGAAAUGAAGCACCAACUACAAAUGCUACUCCAGAGAAAGAAAAGAAGGUAAAGGGAGCAAAACCAGAUAAGAAGCAGGAAAGGAAACCAUCUAAAUCAUUUAUUCGCCCUUUCCCUGAGAAGGCCUCGGUAUCAGACCAAUGCCCUGGUCCAGCCAAGAAUAUUCCAAUUACUGAAAAUGUUCCCAUUGUAGAAGUUGUUCAAGAAUCAACAACACUUCCAAAGUAGAUGUGAUAGAAAUUAUUCUGAUAACACACUCUUGUAUUUCUUAUUUUUGUAAAGAACAGCUGCUAGACUGCAUUUCAGGCUUAGGCAGGAAAAUAAAUGUGUAAAAAAAA